This is a messenger RNA of Phyllostomus hastatus (greater spear-nosed bat), 2069 nucleotides long. RefSeq names its product presenilin 2 (gene PSEN2). The record is from RefSeq and is a predicted model, not a curated record. Gene Ontology annotation, molecular function: aspartic endopeptidase activity, intramembrane cleaving. Lineage: Eukaryota; Metazoa; Chordata; Mammalia; Chiroptera; Phyllostomidae. Gene Ontology annotation, biological process: calcium ion transport; Notch receptor processing; intracellular signal transduction. The transcript has 11 exons. Gene Ontology annotation, cellular component: apical plasma membrane; Z disc; lysosomal membrane. The coding region runs from base 106 to 1455 and encodes 449 amino acids.
CCGGGGCGGGGUCUAAGCUGUCGCUGGGUUUGGCCGGGCGCGGGGCCAGCCGCGUAAACACCCAUCGAGAGUCGCGGAGAAACAGGUACCUGCGGAGGCGGGGCCAUGCUCACGUUCAUGGCCUCCGACAGCGAGGAGGAAGCAUGCAACGAGCGGACGUCCCUGAUGUCGGCCGAGAGCCCCACGCCGCGCUCCUGCCAGCAGGAGGCCAGGCAGGGCCCCGAGGACGGAGAGAAUGCUGCCCCGUGGCGAAACCAGGACAGCGAGGAGGACCACGAGGAGGACCCUGACCGCUACGUCUGCAGCGGGGUCCCCGGGCGGCUGCCGGGCCUGGAGGAGGAGCUGACCCUCAAAUACGGGGCGAAGCACGUGAUCAUGCUCUUCGUGCCGGUGACCCUGUGCAUGAUCGUGGUGGUGGCCACCAUCAAGUCCGUGCGCUUCUACACGGAGAAGAACGGACAGCUCAUCUACACGCCGUUCACGGAGAACACGCCCUCGGUGGGCCAGCGCCUCCUCAACUCCGUGCUCAACACCCUCAUCAUGAUCAGCGUCAUCGUGGUCAUGACCAUCUUCCUGGUCGUGCUCUACAAGUACCGCUGCUACAAGUUCAUCCACGGCUGGCUCAUCGUGUCCUCGCUGAUGCUGCUGUUCCUCUUCACCUACAUCUACCUCGGGGAAGUGCUCAAGACCUACAACGUGGCCAUGGACCACCCCACGCUGCUGCUGACCGUCUGGAACUUCGGGGCGGUGGGCAUGGUGUGCAUCCACUGGAAGGGCCCCCUGGUGCUGCAGCAGGCCUACCUCAUCGCCAUCAGCGCGCUCAUGGCCCUAGUGUUCAUCAAGUACCUCCCGGAGUGGUCCGCGUGGGUCAUCCUGGGCGCCAUCUCUGUGUACGAUCUCGUGGCCGUGCUGUGCCCCAAAGGGCCGCUGAGGAUGCUGGUGGAGACCGCGCAGGAGAGAAACGAACCCAUAUUCCCCGCCCUGAUAUACUCGUCUGCCAUGGUGUGGCCAGUGGGCAUGGCCAAGCUGGACCCCUCCUCCCAGGGAGCCCUUCAGCUCCCCUACGACCCAGAGAUGGAAGAAGACUCCUACGACAAUUUUGGGGAGCCCUCAUACCCUGAAGUCUUCGAGCACCCCCUGCCUGGCUACCCAGGGGAGGAGCUGGAGGAAGAGGAGGAAAGGGGUGUGAAGCUCGGCCUCGGAGACUUCAUCUUCUACAGCGUGCUGGUGGGCAAGGCGGCGGCCACGGGCAGCGGGGACUGGAACACCACCCUGGCUUGCUUCGUGGCCAUCCUCAUUGGUCUGUGUCUGACCCUCCUGCUGCUCGCCGUGUUCAAGAAAGCGCUGCCCGCCCUCCCCAUCUCCAUCACGUUCGGGCUCAUCUUCUACUUCUCCACGGACAACCUGGUGCGCCCCUUCAUGGACGCCCUGGCCUCCCGCCAGCUCUACAUCUGAGGGCGCGUGGCUCUGCGGCCGGAUGCGGCGGCCGACUGUAGCUGGACGCAGCCGUGUAGUUUUACACUCUAGUGCCAUUUAAGACUUCUCUCUCCUUAGGAAAAAAAAAAAAAAUCAAUGAGAAUAAAAAAGUACCGGGUUCACUUUGUGAAGGAGAACCAGCCUCUUGGUGCUCUAGCUGUUUCGCCGCCAGGCGCGGCUCGCCCCUCCGGGAGCAGCAGUCGCCGCGCUGGCGGGAAGCGGGGAGUCGAUCCGGGCGAAUGGAGGAUCCGGCGAAUGGAGGAUCCGGCGAAUGAAGGAAGGGGAACGCGGCGCAGGGGGAGGAGCGCGGAGAAGGCCCCCUGGGCGCGCCUGGAGCCCGACGUUCCCAAGGUCAAGAUGAAGGAAGGGGCGCGCGGACACCGGGACCGCAAUUGCACGCCCAGGGCAGCGCGGAACGCCUGGGCGCUCUGGCCCGAGAAGGAAAGCGCGUUUUCUCUGCAAGGACUGUCCCCGGUGCUUUGUCUAGGAUGUCAUUGUUAUUUUACUGCCUUUAGAAAUCCAGCCCUGAUCCUGUUACAGCAGUUCCUCGGGGAAAUGGCGCGAUAUUAGUAUUAAUAAAGAGACGAAUCCUG